Phytophthora nicotianae INRA-310 is the source of this 492-nucleotide messenger RNA. RefSeq lists its product as hypothetical. The coding region runs from base 1 to 492 and encodes 163 amino acids. The record is from RefSeq and is a predicted model, not a curated record. The transcript has 2 exons. NCBI's taxonomy places the organism in Eukaryota, Oomycota, Peronosporomycetes, Peronosporales, Peronosporaceae.
AUGCGUGCUACAAGUCCUGACCCAGACGACAACUACACAACUGACGAAAUGGUCUCCACUCGUGUCCUCGCUUCGUAUGUCUUCGGCUUGGCACUGCUAGCCCUUUCGUCCGCCCAAAACGCCAACGAAGGGUGGAUCAAAACCACCAUGGACGAGAUCGAUAAGCAGCGGUUGUACUCGGCGCUGAAGGAUGUGAAGUCGUACAGCCCCGGCAUCACCACCCUUAUUUGUGUUAAGGAUACUCUCAGCUUGGAAAUGGCCGGUGAACAGGCAGGCAGCACGGGUGGCAGCACACUUAACGCUCCGAACCCCAAUGCUGGGAAAGAUACGCUCUUUCACUAUGAUGUGGUUGGCUGCGAGGUGGACGCGGAGGCCGAUUUGGGUUUCUGCCAUGCGGAUCUUACCUGCGAUCAAGCACCCUUCGACGUGUACCUCACGCAGCCGACGGGUACCGACACGAUCAAGGUGACGUCGGUGUUGGCGAAGAAUUGA